UGCGUCUGACGUCACAACCAGUCAUCCGAUCCGUCAUCAUCAGGUUUGACGCAAAAGGGGAAGUUGGGAGGAACCGAGAGGAAGAUCUGGGAGUGACCGUUUGAGAAGCACCUCUUGACUUCAGUACAGGGGAUUGGGGCUUAAGGUCAUGGCAGGAAGAGGUGGAGCAGCGAGACCUAACGGGCCGAACACCGGCAACAAAAUCUGUCAAUUCAAACUAGUGCUCCUGGGAGAGUCCGCUGUGGGGAAGUCAAGUCUAGUCCUUCGCUUUGUAAAAGGACAGUUUCACGAGUUUCAGGAAAGCACAAUAGGAGCUGCCUUCUUGACUCAGACAUUAUGUUUGGAUGACACAACAGUGAAGUUUGAGAUCUGGGAUACAGCUGGCCAGGAGCGUUACCACAGUCUGGCCCCAAUGUAUUACAGAGGAGCGCAGGCGGCCAUAGUGGUGUAUGACAUUACAAAUGAAGAAUCAUUUGCACGUGCGAAAAACUGGGUGAAAGAGCUUCAGAGGCAAGCCAGUCCAAAUAUUGUAAUAGCUUUGGCUGGAAACAAGGCAGACCUUGCCAACAAGAGAGCGCUGGACUGUCAGGAUGCACAGUCAUAUGCAGAUGACAACAGUUUGCUCUUUAUGGAAACGUCGGCAAAGUCUUCAAUGAAUGUGAAUGAGAUUUUUAUGGCCAUUGCAAAGAAACUACCCAAGAAUGAGCCUCCGCCUGCAGGUGCCAGCACAGGACGCAACAGAGGUGUGGAUCUAACCGAAACGGCACAGCCCGCGAAAGGUCCCUGCUGUAGCAACUAAACGCUGACGGUCCUCACCGCCUAACCAACCGCAUCACAUCUGGACAUGGGGCUCCUCCUUCCAAACCUCGCUCCUUGGAUUAGCUAAAGACUCUGUAUAGCCGUGUUUCUAAUACUUUUUUUUUACUUUUUAUUUUUAAGAAAAAAAUAAUUGUAAAUCAGCAGUCUACUGGGUGCAUGUAUCACUACAAAUGCUAAAUACACAUUUUAACUUAAUUUAGCAGGAGAACAAACCCGGAUGAAAGCGUGAGAGAGAGUGAAAUAUUGAGUGCGUUUGUAUGCGUUUAGUUUGUGGAACUGAUUACCUUAUAACCGGCCCAGGCGCAAUCUGCAGACAUUUUCUGCAAAAAUGAAUUAAAACAUGCUAAAAAUGUGUUAAACGACAUUUUUAGUGGUAACUGUAAGCAUAAUUAAAUCAAAUUAGCAAACUAAUAAACUUCGUGAAAUCUGCGUUUUCUGCACUUGCUCCAUCAGCAGCCGGUUUAAGGUUGUAGUUUGGAUGCAGUAGCUUCUCAUUCUAGUUAAGCAUCUGCUGUGUCCUCAAUAUGCAACAUAUUGCAGUGUGGCUAUGAUGAUAAUGAAAAUAUUGGGCCUUCAUGAGCGUUACUCAAAGUCAUCCAGCUCUUUAGCAGGGGAAUCUUACAAAUGGCUUGGUGAAUCGAUAUUGUCUUUGGGGAUAAAGAACAAAUCAAGGAAGGCAGUCAGUAAAACCAUGUUCAGCCUGCUGUAUGAAUGAUUAUUAUUAUUAUUAAUUGGGACUGUAUUCUUAUCUCUGUGUUAUGCUUAUACACUUAAUGUCAGGCCGAGAUGGAAUCUGUGCAUUUUCAAGGGCAAAAUCUACUGAAUUCUGAGGAUUCAAAUGUUAGAACAUGUUCAGUGGACUACAAGCUUAUUGGUAGCUGUGCAUAACAAAUUAGCAAAAAGUACUUAAAAAAAAAAUGCAAGGAGGAAUGCAUGUAAGCCUGUUGCCACCACAAAA
Sinocyclocheilus grahami is the source of this 1777-nucleotide messenger RNA. RefSeq names its product RAB5A, member RAS oncogene family, b (gene rab5ab). Gene Ontology annotation, molecular function: GTP binding; GTPase activity. The record is from RefSeq and is a predicted model, not a curated record. Lineage: Eukaryota; Metazoa; Chordata; Actinopteri; Cypriniformes; Cyprinidae. The transcript has 6 exons. Bases 149 to 799 code for a protein of 216 amino acids.